AUGGAGGGGGGUGCCAUCCGGGAGGGGGGUCUGGAGGGCCAGCACUCUUCCUUAAGAGCAGGUCGACAUAAGGGCUCAGUCUCCUCACCUCCCUCCUCAGACACCUCUGAGGACCCUGCAUCCCGUGUGCUGGCUGGUGAAUCUGAGGGCAGGAGGAUCGGGCCUCAGCUUCCAGUUUGUGAAACAGGAGGAGCCCUGGCUUGGGAAGGAGGGUGGGAGGCCUGGGGGAACCAGAUGGAAGUACAGACGGUUGUACACCUGAGCCCCUCCAUGGAGACCAUUCCUCGCUGUCCACGCUCUGAUCCGCCAUCCCCUCCUGUCUCAGGCCGAAAUAUCCUGAACUCGGACCCCACCCCAGUAUCUCAUGUGCAGGUCUCUGCUGAAGGGCCAACCCUGGGCAUUUCUCUGGUCACUGCAGAACCUGAGGUCAGCCGGAUCAGCUAA
This is a messenger RNA of Rangifer tarandus platyrhynchus (Svalbard reindeer), 444 nucleotides long. NCBI's taxonomy places the organism in Eukaryota, Metazoa, Chordata, Mammalia, Artiodactyla, Cervidae. The record is from the annotation of a GenBank genome assembly.